AGCUAGCUUGCCAGCCAUGGCCACUUCAACUCAUCCAAUAAUUUCAUGCACCAAAAACAUUUCCUUCUCCACCAAGUCUUCUCCCCUUAACUUUUCCAGACCUUCCCAAAUCUUUCUCAACCCCAGCAGGGCAGCUGAAAGACGUGGUGACGUCAAGAUCCGGUGCGCAGCCUCGCCGGAGGGUGCUGACGGGCGUCAAAACCCGGACAGCCUCUCUUCGGCGAAACUUGACCGGAGAAAUGUCCUUCUGGGCCUCGGGGGUCUCUACGGCGCUUACAACUUCGCCGGCGGCUCCAACCCCUUUGCCCUUGCCGACCCUAUCCCGGCCCCUGACAUUUCCAAGUGCGGCACUGCUAUCAUUUCCAACAGCACUGAUGAAGUGCCGUACUCUUGUUGCCCUCCCUUCGACGGCACUUUUGUGGACUAUAAGAUCCCCACAUUUUCAACGCUUAACUGCAGGCCGGCUGCUCACGCCGUGGACGACGACUACUUGAACAAGUACAAGACCGCCAUUCAGAAAAUGAAGGAGCUUCCCGCCGAUGAUCCCCGAAACUUCUACCAGCAAGCUAACGUCCACUGCGCUUACUGCAAUGGAGCUUAUCAACUCAACGAUAAGUCCUAUCAGAUCCACUUCACAUGGCUCUUCUUCCCUUUCCACAGAUGGUACUUGUACUUCUACGAAAGGAUCUUGCAAAGUCUGAUAGACGAUCCAACAUUCACAUUGCCGUACUGGAACUGGGACAAUCCACAGGGCAUGAUUCUCCCUGAGAUCUUCGACGACGACGAGUCGUCGCCGCUGUACGACCAGUACCGCAACCAGGACCACCGCAAUGGAUACGUGUUGGAUCUAGCAUACGCCGGCGAAGAAAACACCGCCAACGACUUCCAGAAGGUGAAAAACAAUCUUGCGGUUAUGUACCGCCAAAUGUUAACCAACGCGCCGUGUCCGUUGCUCUUCUUCGGCAAACCUCUUCGCGCUGAUAACGACUCCGAGAACUCGGGCAUGGGGACCAUCGAGAACGUCCCGCACAACUCUAUCCACCGAUGGGUGGGUGAUCCUAGGACUGCUCAUAAUGAGGACAUGGGUAACUUCUAUUCUGCUGCUAAAGAUCCGGUGUUUUAUUGCCACCAUUCCAACGUAGACCGCAUGUGGACCCUUUGGAAGACCCUCGGUGGCAACCGUACGGAUAUCCCCGACACCGAUUGGCUCCAAACUGAGUUCCUCUUCUAUGACGAAACCAAGACUCUCGUCAAGGUUAAGGUUGCAGAUUGUGUGGACAACGAGAGGCUCGGCUACACUUUUCAGGAUAUGCCGACUCCAUGGAAGAACUUCAAACCCACGAGGAAAAGAAAGGGAAAAUUGAAGAGAACUGCCAAGUCAGUAUCCGCAUCCACUACCGUGUUGCCGGCAACCUUGGACAAGAUUACAACGUUCUACGUGACGAGGUCGUCGACAUCGACACCCGCGGGGAAGGAGGAGCUGCUGGAUCUGGACCUAGAGUACGACGACACGCAGUUUAUACGGUUCGAUGUGUUUCUGAACGAGGACGAGGAGGUGAAUACGAAGGAGCUGGACAGGAUCGAGUACGCGGGCAGUUUCUCCAACUUGCCACAUGUGCAUGACGACACCUCCACUAGUAAAGUCACGACCUCCACUUUUAGCCUGGCCAUCUCGGAGCUGCUUCAGGACUUGGGGCUGCAAGGUGACGACAAGAUUCUGGUGACUCUGGUGCCCAAAGCUGGGGGUAGUUGCGUCACCGUCAAAAAAGCCUAUACCGACACUAUCGAUUGCUAAGAUCGAUCUAUCCUAUCCCUAUCCAUCCAUGAAUAUAAUAUAUUGAAUGUAUGCUUAUGUUGUUCGUCUGCCUCCUUACCGUACCCGUGGCGCUAAGGUAGGUCUUUAAUUGUUUGAUGUAAUAAUAAGUGCUCACUCCUCAAAUCCUAUUAGUUCAGAGUGUGAGGAUCCCGGGUGAAUGACUUCGCCUUUGUGGGCAAGUAAGGUGUUAAUGUAUGUAUGUGUAUGUGUAGUGAUUGCUAAUUAGGGUUCUGCCAUCAAUAAUUGUAAUGUCUUCUUUCCGUGUAAUAAACUGUGCUUGUGUUUGGUUAA
Ipomoea triloba (trilobed morning glory) is the source of this 2107-nucleotide messenger RNA. Its product is annotated as polyphenol oxidase E, chloroplastic-like. Bases 17 to 1795 code for a protein of 592 amino acids. The transcript is spliced from 3 exons. Gene Ontology annotation, biological process: pigment biosynthetic process. The record is from RefSeq and is a predicted model, not a curated record. Gene Ontology annotation, molecular function: catechol oxidase activity. NCBI's taxonomy places the organism in Eukaryota, Viridiplantae, Streptophyta, Magnoliopsida, Solanales, Convolvulaceae.